UUCCGGUAUCGCCCCCUGAGUUUCUGGCUGACUUGGUGCAGUUGUUGCAUUGACAGACAGUCAAAAGAUUGGAAACACGAGUAGCAGCCAGCAGCCGCACAAAUACACCGACACGGAGACACACGGCCCUCCUACAGCCCGGCAUUCACACUACAGCUGGAGGUGUUUUUAACAUACAAUAACAAACUUUAAGCUACUGAUGUCCACCGAGUUUGGACGGUAACCGGCUGGCUGACAUUUAGUAGAUAUCGUCCUGGAUGACGAGGCUGAACUGAACUUUCCCUAUUCUGCACACACGGUGCAACAACAGCGCUGAAAUCCCGACGGGCAGUAAAGUGGUUUCCUCUGGAUCUAACGUCCACGUCCGACGAUAAAACGAUACCAUUAAACAAACGCUUUUGGUGGGAGUGCAUCGGAGCGGUGGCACAGCAGUUGUUGAGUAACACACAAUGUGAACCCAGCGAUGCUCAACUUUGUGGAAAGUUGGGAGAGACGGCGCAUCAAGGGAAUUAUUUACAAAUAGUGAUGUUUUUUAGCAUAGUUUAGCGUCUUAAUCGUGAACCGUAUACUGAUCAAAGUGGAUAACAUAAUGUGCGAAGCGGCCACGGAGGAGCAUGAGAGGGAGAUCUCAGACAUGGAGAGCUCCACGGCGGCGCACAGUGAAGUCAUGCUGGUGGUCAAUCACAGCCGGAUCAAGCCCCCCUUCAGCGUGCUGCUGGCCACCGUGCUGUACUGUGCGGAGUUCAUCACGGCUGCCGUGCUCUGCAGCCGGUACCACAAGACCGAGGACGUGAUCUGGAUGGGCUUCACCCUCACCUUCAUGCUGCUGCCCGCCGUGCUCAUCCAGCUGGCCCUGACGUUCAUCCACAGAGACCUGGGCCGGGACAGGCCGCUCGUGCUGUUCCUGCACCUGCUGCUGCUCGGCCCUGUCAUCAGGUGUUUCAGUCUGCACUCCUGUGUCAGUUGUUUUCAGCUGAGAGACCUGUUUGGCGAACCGUGACUCAUGUAGGCGGUGACUUAAGCUCUUUGAAAUUCAAAUAUACACAUAUUCAUACUCUCUUUCUUCCCCUCUGGACUUUGAUAUGUCUACAGUGAGCUGUUAAGGUGUUGGUCUGAAUAUAAAGUACAAUAAUCGUUAAAUGUAGGGCGU
Molecule: messenger RNA, 1150 nt
Organism: Notothenia coriiceps (black rockcod)
Lineage: Eukaryota; Metazoa; Chordata; Actinopteri; Perciformes; Nototheniidae
Gene: xkrx
Product: XK related X-linked
Exons: 2
Coding region: 590-1000 (136 amino acids)
Cellular component (GO): membrane
Source: RefSeq, a predicted model, not a curated record